AUGAACUUCGCCGUACCUCCAGAAUAUUUAGCUUCUUACGUGAAUGCGCAGGCCGUGGUACCAAAAACCGCGCCACCGGCUAAUCUUCAGCAUCGAUUUGAGGACCCGCACCAAAUGCAAAACUGGGGUCCCCAAGGUGUUGCACCAGUUACCACUGAUGCGCACACAACAUACGGAACUCAUGCUGAUCAGCCACAAGAAUAUCUCCCGCAGCAGUACCAACAGGGUGGGCAACCAAUAACAGCGCAAAACUCAAACAAACUCUACAAGGCGUCAGCACCUCCCCACUCACCACAACCGCAGCAAUAUUUGCCAACCGCACCUUCUCCCCAGCAAUCAGACACGGUGAUUUGUUGGGAUGUUCAACUCGCAAAGUUGCAUGAGAAGAGCACAUUUCUUGAUCACCCCACAAUUCCGCGGUUUCUUCACUCAUAUGUGGAUCAGGAUAUGUCACGGUUACCUCCAUCGCUGCAGUACAUCGCUCCCGCAAAUCGUACGACCAUGCGGCCAACUGCUCAAGUGCUUCCAAAUACAUCGAAGCUGGCAGACACGUUGCAGCUGCCGCUAGGAAUUAUUUUUCAACCCUUUGCGGAUACCCGACCAGCUGAAGUAGAUUUUUCACAACUAGGUGGGCGCCUUAUACGUUGUUGCAGGUGCAUUGCAUAUAUAAACCCUUUCACAACGUUCUGUGAAGGAGGGCGGCGGUGGCAGUGCAUGUUAUGCCGGCACAUGAAUGAGACACCGAACGAAUACUUUUGCCAACUGGAUCAACAAACAGGGUUGAGGUUAGAUUUGCUUCAGCGCCCCGAGUUGACACAUUGUUCAGUAGACAUCUACCCAUCACGGGAGUUUUUGCGAAAUCCCCCUCAACGGCCGGCAUUUAUUCUUUUGUUGGACUGCACGUAUCAUGCAAUAGCUUCAGGGAAUCUGCGGGCCAUUUGUGAGGGCGUUCUUGCAGCGCUUGACACUAUGAAAGACGAGGACGCCAUUUAUAUGGGUGUUAUUGGCUUUUCAUCUACGGUGUACUUUUUCAACAUGGCCUCGACAUUACAGUCCCCUCGGGUUAUUGUGGCACCCGACAUUGUGUGGGAUGAUUGCAAGGUGGAAGACAACUUCAAAGUAGAACCCAUUGAAUUACCCAGCAGCGUUAAUGAACUGUUGGUUAAUGUGAAGGAUUCCUACCCGCUGCUGAAGGAGCUUUUUGAGAAACUUCCAGAGAUGUGCAGCGAUACGAAAGAUGUGGGUUGCGCAUUUGGUCCUGCUUUUGCUGCGGCACUCUCCAUGCUUGGAAACAGUGGAGGUAAGAUACUGGCGAGUAUUGACACCAUGCCGUCUAUUGGCAGUGGAAAACUAAGCCCACGAUUUAACAUUUCAAAACUCUCUAACCAACCAAAGGAGUAUACUGUGUUGACGGAGGCAAACGAAUGGUACAAACAUCGGGCUUUGGCGUGCUCGAAUAGUAAUAUAUCCGUUGACAUAUUCGCUGGUUCCGCACAGGAUUUGGAUCUGGCGACAAUUGCUCCUCUUGCUCGCCUCACCUCAGGAAAAAUAUACCGUUGUACCCCAGUUACUUUGAACGGCAUCUCACGUCAGGUGCACCGUGUGUUGACGCGGUACACCGCCUUUGAGGCUCUUCUACGCGUGCGCACGUCAAAGGGCCUAACUGUACCGAAUUUCUAUGGACAUUGCCACGUGCGGGAACCCGAUCUUCUUGCUCUUCCCAUAGGUGAUGAAGAUUCUUCUUACACAGUGGAGCUAAAACCUACCCAUGACCUCAAGGGAAACUAUGCUUAUGUUCAAAUUGCUGUUGUUCACACCAGUCGUUCUCGAGAGAGGCGUAUUCGUGUGCAUACAUUUCAACUGGCUAUAUCGGGAUCUAUUGGUCAGGUAGUGAACUCCGCGGACUCUCUCGCAGUUGCGUCUUUCCUCAGCAAGAUGGCUAUUGACAGUGCCAUAAAGAAUCCAUUCCAAAAGGUUCAGCAGCGGAUAAUGGAGCGCUUACUGACUACCAUACGUGCAGUGAAAACUCAUAACGAAUCUCAUGGUCAACGUGGUGGGUAUUUUAUGAUGCCAGAUUCACUUCGUUUCGUCCCUCAGUUGUUGCAUGGUUUCUUUAGGAGUGCAGCGAUUGGGUUCUCGACUUCGACGCCUAUUCUCCCAGACGAGCGUAUGGCUGCCAUCUCCCAAGUGGUUUGUACGGCACCGCAAGGUAUCGUUCCUUUUUUCAUUGGAUGGACAUUUGAGGUGUAUUCUCCAUAUGUACCGCCUGAGGAACUGCCGCAACCAAUUUUUUCCUCGCAAUCUUUUUUUAAACCAGAUGGUGUUUAUUUACUGCAUAUCGGAACCGCACUCGUCCUCUGGUACGGGCGAACCACUGAUCCUGCCGUUCUCAACGUGUUAGGUUUACCGUCCAACAGCGGAGAAACGCAGGCACCGAAGGGACCGCCGCAGUCACAAGGAAGGGAACCGCGAUAUUUAAUCACGGAUGAACAACUGAUUGAAAUCCGCAGACGUUUAGAUGAAUUGUUGUGGAAGUUGAGUGAUAUCACACGCUGUGGAUUUACUGUCUCUCUUGAAAUAUGCCAGCAGGGCAGCAAAACAAUUGAGCCGGUUCUCACCCGCAUGAUGAUGGAAGAUGAAGUGCGGUCAUUGCCAAACUACGCAUCUUUUCUGCGGGACGUAUGGCAGAGGUCUUCACUGAUCGCUAAGUGA
Messenger RNA from Trypanosoma brucei brucei TREU927, 2712 nucleotides. RefSeq names its product protein transport protein Sec24A, putative. The transcript has a single exon. Gene Ontology annotation, molecular function: SNARE binding; zinc ion binding. The record is from RefSeq and is a predicted model, not a curated record. NCBI's taxonomy places the organism in Eukaryota, Euglenozoa, Kinetoplastea, Trypanosomatida, Trypanosomatidae. Bases 1 to 2712 code for a protein of 903 amino acids. Gene Ontology annotation, biological process: COPII-coated vesicle cargo loading; endoplasmic reticulum to Golgi vesicle-mediated transport; intracellular protein transport. Gene Ontology annotation, cellular component: endoplasmic reticulum exit site; COPII vesicle coat.